Molecule: messenger RNA, 205 nt
Organism: Adineta ricciae
Lineage: Eukaryota; Metazoa; Rotifera; Eurotatoria; Adinetida; Adinetidae
Source: the annotation of a GenBank genome assembly
AUGUCCAUAACCAAAGAAUCCGAAUUGAUCGGAAUGCAGAAGAUCAGCGAAGCCGUGGCAAUCACGCUCCGUGAAAUGAGAAAUCAUGCCCGUCCCGGAAUGUCAACCAAGGAACUGGAUGAUUUCGGUGGAGACAUCCUGAAAAGCUUUGGGGCAAAAUCUGCUCCGGCACUCACUUACAAUUUCCCCGGCUGGACAUGCAUCA